This is a messenger RNA of Exophiala dermatitidis NIH/UT8656, 1314 nucleotides long. Its product is annotated as 2-dehydro-3-deoxyphosphogalactonate aldolase. Gene Ontology annotation, biological process: carbohydrate catabolic process. The record is from RefSeq and is a predicted model, not a curated record. Gene Ontology annotation, molecular function: L-rhamnonate dehydratase activity; magnesium ion binding. The coding region runs from base 1 to 1314 and encodes 437 amino acids. The transcript has 2 exons. Lineage: Eukaryota; Fungi; Ascomycota; Eurotiomycetes; Chaetothyriales; Herpotrichiellaceae.
AUGGCUUCUGUCAAGUCAUUUCCCACGAUCAAAACCGUGCGGACCUUUGUGAUCGAAGGUGUGGGCUCCGGCGGCGACUACCACAAUGUCAAGGGUGGUCACUGGCUCAUUGACAACAAAAUUGCGACGCCCAUGUCCAAAUGGGAACAAUACCGCAAGUCCCGCACGUCCUUUGGUAUCAACGUUUUGGGGUCAUUCUGUGUCGAGAUUGAAGCGACAGAUGGAACCAAGGGAUUCGCGACUGGUUUCGGAGGCCCUCCUGCGUGUUGGCUAGUUCAACAGCACUUCGAACGCUUCCUGCUCGGCCGAGACCCUCGAGAUGUGAAUGACUUGUACGACCUCAUGUACAAGGGAUCGAUGUUUUACGGACGGAAAGGUCUUCCAGUGGCGGUCAUUUCGGUUAUUGACUUGGCUAUAUGGGAUCUUCUGGGCAAGAUUCGGAAUGAACCCGUUUACAAGAUGAUCGGUGGUGCUACAAGAGACAGGCUUAACUUUUACUGCACAGGACCCGAACCGGCGGCUGCCAAGAAGAUGGGAUUCACUGCUGGCAAGGUUCCCCUGCCGUAUAGCGCAGAGGAGCCGGACAGUCUGAGGAAGAACAUUGCCUUCCUCAAGAAACACCGAGAGGAUGUUGGGCCGGAUUUCCCGUUGAGAGUCGACUGCUGGAUGUCUUUGAAUGUCCCGUACACUAUUGAGUUGGUCAGCGAAGCAAAGAGACAGGAUCUCAAAAUCGACUGGUGGGAAGAAGUCCUGUCUCCAGACGACUUUGAUGGAUUUCAAUUGUUGAAGAGGGCGCAUCCAGACACCAAGUUCACCACAGGAGAACACGAAUAUUCUCGUUAUGGUUUCCGCAAAUUGAUCGAAGGCCGAAAUGUCGACAUUAUCCAGCCGGAUGUUAUGUGGUUGGGGGGCUUGACUGAGCUGCUGAGAGUCUCCGCCAUGGCCUCGGCGUACGAUAUCCCGGUGGUUCCGCAUGCCUCGGGCCCCUAUUCAUACCAUUUUGUUGUCAGCCAGCACAAUGCGCCAUUUCAAGAAUACCUUGCCAACAGUCCAGACGGCAAGAGUGUGCUACCUGUGUUCGGAGAUUUGUUCUUGAACGAGCCAAUCCCUACAAACGGUUACUUGGAUGUUAGUGUGUUGGAUAAACCUGGAUUUGGUCUGGAAUUAAAUCCCAACGCUAGAUUGGUUGAUGCAACUGGGUUAUUAGGGAUGAAGCCGCAGAAAUCCUUGACGCCACCGAAUGAGGGAGACCAGAAGACGACGAAUGUUGAGGUCAACGGUGCCUUGCCAAUUGUGGGGGAUCAUGUUUCCUGA